AUGGGCCCCCAGGACUGGUUACGCCCAGACUGCUACGCCGAAGACACACCGCCCGACUCGCUCACAAUGCCAGCCAAGAAGAACAACAAGAAGAAGACCACCGCCAACGUCUCCCCCGAGCAGCGCAAGGCCGCGCUCGAGGCCAAGGACGCCGGCAACAAGGAGUUCACCGCGGGCAACUACGACGCCGCCGCGAAGCACUUCACAGCCGCCAUCGAGGCGGACCCCACCGAUCACGUCUUCUACUCGAACCGCUCCGCGUGCUACGCGUCGGUGGGCAAGCUGAACGCCGCGAUUGAGGAUGCGGAGAAGUGCAUCGAGAUCAAACCCGAGUGGGGCAAGGGCUACUCCCGCCUCGGCGUCGCCCUCUUCAAGAAGGGCGACCUCGACGGCGCGCAGAAGGCCUACGCGGGCGGCAUCGCGUGCGACCCGAACAACGUCCAGUGCGACGACGGACUCGCCGAGGUGCGCAAAGCCAAGGAGCAGCAGAUGCUCAACGGCGGCAAGAUGGCGGAUAUGUCGCUCGUCGAGCCCGUCAUCGGCAUCGACCUCGGAACCACGUACUCCUGCGUCUCCGUGUGGAAGGACGGCGAGGCGCAGGUCCUCGCCAACUCCGAGGGCGACAGGACCACGCCGUCCUGGGUCGCCUUCACCGACGACGGCCGCCUGGUGGGCGACUCUGCCAAGCGCCAGGCGGCGCAAAACACCAAGCGCACGCUCUUCAACGUCAAGCGCAUCAUCGGCCGCCAGUUCAGCGAGUGCCAGGAGGAAAUCAAGAUCAUGCCGUUCACCGUCAAGGAGGACAAGGCGACGGGCAAGCCCAUCAUCGAGGUGGAGGUUGACGACGAGCCCAAGGAUUUCACCCCCGAGCAGAUCUCCGCCAUGGUGCUCGAGAAGAUGAAGAAAACCGCAGAGGUGGCGUUGGGCCGUCCCAUCAAGAAGGCGGUCAUCACCGUCCCGGCCUACUUCAACGACGCGCAGCGCAGGCAGACCAAGGACGCGGGCGCCAUCGCGGGCCUCGACGUCCUUCGCAUCAUCAACGAGCCCACCGCCGCGGCUCUGGCGUACGGCUUGGAUCAGAAGAACGCCGCCGACGCGGGUGCCGACGUCAAGAGCACGCAGAACAUCCUCGUGUUCGACCUCGGCGGCGGUACCUUCGACGUGUCCCUGCUUAAGAUCGAGGACGGCGUGUUCACCGUGCUCUCCACGGCGGGAGACACGCACUUGGGCGGCGAGGAUUUCGACACGGCGCUCGCGGAGGAUGUCUCUUCUCAGUACAAGAAGAAGAGCGGCCAGGAUAUCUUCACCGGCGACGACAGGGCGCAGCGCAAGCUCCGCACCGCGUGCGAGCGCACCAAGCGCAUGCUCUCCUCCUCCACGGGCGCCAACGUCGAGUGCUUCGUCGGCGAGCACGAGAUCAACAUGCCCUACACCCGCGCGAGGUUCGAGAAGGUUUGCGAGCCCCUCUUCCAGCGUUGCAUGGAAUCCGUCAAGCGCGUCCUGGACGACGCCAAGAUGACCAAGGCUCAGGUUGACGAGAUCGUCCUCGUCGGAGGCUCCACCCGCAUCCCCCGCGUCCAGGCCAUCUUAUCCGAGCACUUCGACGGCAAGGCGCUGUGCAAGUCGGUGCACCCCGACGAGGCUGUCGCCUUUGGCGCGGCGGUGCAGGGCGCGAUUCUUUCGGGCGCGAGGGACUCGGCCACCUCGAACCUGCUGCUCGUGGACGUGAUCCCGCUGUCGCUCGGCAUCGAGUGCGAGGGCAAGGCGUUCGCCAAGGUUGUCCCGCGCAACACCCCUGUGCCGUGCAAGAAGAAGCAGGAGUUCUCCACCGUGCAGGACUACCAGCAGGAGAUUGACGUUCGCAUCUUCGAGGGCGAGCGCUCCAACACCGACGGCAACCACCUCCUCGGAGAGUUCCAGAUCGAGGGCAUCGAGCGCGCCAAGGCGGGCGAGCCCAAGAUCGACGUCAUCUUCGAGGUCAACACCAACGGCCUGCUCACCGUCACCGCGCGCGACCAGGUCACCGGCGCGCAGGCUGACGUCAAGCUUCAGCACGACCGCGGUCGCCUCACCCCCGAGGAGAUUGACCGCAUGUGCAAGGAAGCGGAGGAGAUGCGCGCGGAGGAUGAGCGCGCGGAGAGGGAGAACCUCGCCGCCAUGGAGCGCGGCGACGACGACAUGUAG
Messenger RNA from Micromonas commoda, 2184 nucleotides. Its product is annotated as heat shock protein 70 with TPR repeat. Bases 1 to 2184 code for a protein of 727 amino acids. Gene Ontology annotation, cellular component: cytoplasm. NCBI's taxonomy places the organism in Eukaryota, Viridiplantae, Chlorophyta, Mamiellophyceae, Mamiellales, Mamiellaceae. Gene Ontology annotation, molecular function: ATP binding; misfolded protein binding; heat shock protein binding. The transcript has 4 exons. Gene Ontology annotation, biological process: cellular response to unfolded protein; protein refolding. The record is from RefSeq and is a predicted model, not a curated record.